Musa acuminata AAA Group (dessert banana) is the source of this 1365-nucleotide messenger RNA. RefSeq lists its product as uncharacterized. The record is from RefSeq and is a predicted model, not a curated record. The transcript is spliced from 5 exons. Gene Ontology annotation, biological process: DNA integration. NCBI's taxonomy places the organism in Eukaryota, Viridiplantae, Streptophyta, Magnoliopsida, Zingiberales, Musaceae. Gene Ontology annotation, molecular function: nucleic acid binding. The coding region runs from base 1 to 1365 and encodes 454 amino acids.
AUGCCCUUCAGCCUAAAGAAUGCUGGAGCGACUUACCAAAGGAUGGUCGACAAACUUUUCAAGCACCAGAUCAGGAGGAAUAUGGAGGUGUACGUAGACGACAUGAUUGUAAAGAGCAAGGUCGCAAGGACACAUCUGGCCGACCUGGCGGAAACAUUCCAAACGCUCAAGUGGUUCAACAUGCAUUUGAGCACUGCGAAGUGCAUCUUCGGGGUUAGCUCGGGGAGGUUCCUUGGCUUUAUCAUUCACCAAUGGGGGAUAGACACCAACCCAGAGAAAGUGUUCGUGUUGCAUUUAGGUGACAAGUGCCUCCUCUUCUUCUGGGCUCUGCGAUGGGCCAACAACUUUACAUGGACUCCGGAGUGCGAGGAGGCCUUCAAAAAGUUGAAGGCAUGCCUCGCCCGCUUGCCCCGACUCGCCUCGCUCGAGCCGAGCGAGACCCUCGGUCUCUACUUGGCGGCCUCGAUCCUCUCCAACUUUGACGCAUCAGGUCGUAUGCUGCGAUGGCCGGUCGAGCUCAAUGAAUUCGACAUUCAGUACUCUCCCAGGACCGCCAUCAAAGCUCAAGCACCGGCUGAUUUCAUUUCUGAGCUAACUCCUGAAGACCAUGCUGUGGGGCGGGAGAAUAAUCAGAGCACGUGGACCCUGCAUGUGGAUAGCUCGUCCACUUUCGGAGCGACCGGGGUCAGGCUUAUCCUCAAAGGCCCGUCGGGAGAAACCUACGAGAGGUCGCUCCAAUUAAAGUUGUACCGAAGGGCCUUCUCUCAACCCCUCAUACGCUGCCUCGCGCCACCAGAAGCUGAGACGAUCCUCACCGAGCUCUACGAGGGGGGGCUCGAUCUCCUCGGGCCUUUCCCUCCAGCGUUGGGUCAGCGAUGCUAUCUCAUAUUUGGGGUUGACUAUUUCACGAAGUGGGUUGAAGUCAAACCCUUGGUCUCCAUUACCGAGAAGCAAGUCCAGAACUUCACAUGGAAGAAUAUCAACACCCGGUUCAGGAUCUCGAAGGCUAUCAUCACCAACAAUGGGACUCAAUUCAACAACACUAAAUUCAAGGCCUAUUGCCAGUCGUAUGGGAUCCAGUUGAAGUUUAGCUCGAUCGUGCACUCCCAAACCAACGACCAAGCCAAAGUGAUGAACCGAGCAAUUCUGGAAGGCCUCAAGAAGAGAAUCUUAGUCGCACAUGGUGCUUGGGUGGAUGAGCUUCCCAGCAUCCUAUGGGCAAUGCAAACGAUUCCCAAAACCACCUCGGGGGAGUCUCCAUUCAACCUGGCGUUCGGGACCAAGGCGGUCCUCCUGCCCGAGAUGUUAUUCCCGACCAUGCGCACCUCCAAUUAUGAGCAAGGAGACUCUGUGGAUGGACUCUAG